CCUCGAUUAUCCAGCCUGCUCGACGUGCGGUUGCUGCGCAGCGUGUGAAGACAGAAGCGUCCGACUGGGAUCGGAGGGAGGCUGGAGGAGCUCAGAUUAGAGUUGUUGUGGCAGGAAAAAAAAAAAACAGCCUCAAUCCAGCUCCACGCGCUGCAGCCUCUGGAUUACAGCCGCCGCAGCCUCCUCUCGCCGGAGACGCAGCGCUGCGCACAGAGGAUCCUCCGACCAGGACCCCCCCACGCUGCUGGAAGUUUGUCCGCGGAGUUUCCAGGAGUAGUUUCGGGUGGGUUUUGACAGAGCUAGCCCCCGCUGCCCGCCCUGCUCGUCCCUCAGAGCCCCGCUGUCCCGCUCCGGUGAACCAUGGCGCUCAGAGCCCGGGCGCUGUACGACUUCAACUCGGAGAACCCCGGAGAGGUGUCGGUGAAGGAGAACGAGGUGCUCACUCUGUACAGCGAGCAGGACAUCGAGGGCUGGCUGGAGGGGGUGAACAGCAAAGGGGAGAGGGGACUGUUCCCAGCUUCGUACGUGGAGAUCCUGCGGAGCGACGCCGCCUCCACGUUCAACAACAACAGCUGCAACACAUCUGGGGACACGUACCCGGACUCCCGGUACGCCAACAUCCCAUCCGGAGGGUUUGACGGCUCCCAUAAGCCUAAAGUUGAAAACUUUUCCAAACCGUCUCCUCCUGGUUUCACCACUUUCUCAGCCCCCCUCCAGCAGCAGCAGCAGCAUCCCCCACAGCAGCAGCAUCACUCCUACCAGCAGCCCAGUCCAGGCAGCGAUGACGACUGGGACGAUGACUGGGAUGACAGCUCCACAGUGGCAGAUGAGCCGGGCACUGUGGGAGGAAGGUACAAUGACUUUGAAGGCAACGGGCCCUCCACCUACAGAGUGUCAACAUCCUCCAUGUCACGAGGCAACGCGCAGCAAGCCAAGAGCUCUGCCACAGUCAGCAGGAACCUGAACCGGUUCUCCACCUUCGUCAAGUCAGGAGGGGAGGCGUUUGUCCUCGGGGAGGCGUCCGGAUUCGUGAAAGAUGGAGAUAAGAUCUGCGUGGUGAUGGGUCAGUACGGUCCGGAGUGGCAGGAGAACCCGUAUCCGUUCACCUGCGCCAUCGAUGACCCCACCAAGCAAACCAAGUUCAAGGGCAUGAAAAGCUACAUCUCCUACAAGCUGACCCCCACCCACACGCAGAACCAGGUGAACAGGAGGUACAAGCACUUUGACUGGCUCUACGCCCGGCUGGUGGAGAAGUUCCCCGUCAUCUCAGUGCCCCACAUCCCGGAGAAGCAGGCCACGGGCCGCUUCGAGGAGGACUUCAUCUCCAAGAGGAGGAAAGGCCUCAUCUGGUGGAUGAACCACAUGACCAGCCACCCGGUCCUGGCCCGGUGCGACGUCUUCCAGCACUUCCUCACCUGCAACAGCACCGACGAGAAGGCCUGGAAGCAGGGCAAGAGGAAGGCCGAAAAGGACGAGAUGGUCGGGGCCAACUUCUUCCUCACCAUCAGCACUCCGGCGGCUCCGCUCGACUUCCAGGAGGUGGAGAGCAAAAUAGACGGCUUCAAGACCUUCACCAAGCGGAUGGACGACAGCGCCCUGCAGCUCAACGCCACGGUCAACGAGUUCGCCCGCAAGCAGAUCAGCGGCUUCAAGAAGGAGUAUCAGAAAGUGGGGAUGUCGUUUAAAGUCCUCAGCCAGGCGUUUGAAAUCGACCAGCAGGCGUAUUCUGUAGGACUCAACCAGGCCAUCUCAUUCACCGGGGACGCCUACGAAGCCAUCGGGGAGUAUUUUGCAGAGCAGCCCAGCAAGGACCUGGACCCCAUCAUGGAUUUGUUAGCUCUUUACCAGGGACAUCUGGCGAACUACCCAGACAUCAUCCACGUUCAGAAAGGAGCUCUGACGAAGGUGAAAGAGAGCCACAAGCACGUGGAGGAGGGCAAGAUGGACCGGGCGCAGGCAGAAGGCAUCAACGACCGCUGCAACAUCAUCUCCUGCGCCACGCUGGCCGAGAUCCAGCACUUCCACCAGAUCCGUGUGCGAGACUUCAAGGCGCAGAUGCAGCACUACCUGCAGCAGCAGAUUGCCUUCUUUCAGAAGAUCACGGGCAAGCUGGAGGAGGCUCUGCAGAAGUACGACAACGCGUAACGGAGCGCUCGUCUCAGCCCGUCGGGUUAGACCUUGGUGAUGAAUGGCCGUGCACCUCCUUCGGUCAGCCAGCGGCGUUUUGGCAAACACCAGCCGGCGCCACACGCUGCUGAGUGCUGCUCAUCCAGCGGGGAGGGGCGUUCAAGGAGAUUCUGCUCCCGUAAUAAUGAAAUUUCAACCAAAUUAAGGUUUCCGUGUGUGUCGGCCGCGUUCUUUGGGCACCGGAUGUCCUUUCUUUAAGAGAUGAUGAAGUCAGGCCAGCUUUUUUUACUACAAACAAAGGUCUAAUUUAUUAGAAUCCACGAUGGCGAUGACGGCGCACCACUUGGUCCGGUGCAUGGGUGAAUUAAAUCUAAUCAGUGUAACGAGCUGCAGAGCGUGAACCUGCUAUUCCCCGCUGCCUGCACGUCUGGUGCGAGAUUUUCUAUAUCAAGUGUUUUUAGCCUUACGACACUGUUUUUAACCGACUGCUGAAGUGACGACGCUCUCGUGGCCAACGACACACUGCCUUCUGGAAACACUCGAGCCCCGGAUCCCAGUAUGUUUCCUCUCGGGGCAAACAGGACGAAAUGUUUACAGCCUCCUCGCCGUCACCACCGUCUCGCUGUGCCUUCUGAUCGCGUCUCUCUGGUUGUUUUUGUUACUAAAAAGCUUUAUAUACUGUUUAUGUAGAAGUAUAUUGUAUUUGUUUUUACCAAGCUACAGAAGAAAAAGAAUCACUUUGGAUGAGGGCAGCGUCUUCUAUGGGAUAUUACUCGAUUGUGCUGUUUCUACGCCGGUGUGACGACAUCAGGAUCGAGGACUUGGACGGUUCGGAUCUCGACUUUACCUUCGGCACAGUGAACACCGGCUGCUGAUUGAAGCAUGCAGAAUUGAACUUGCUAUGUGGGAUAACCUGAAUUUAGACCACGAUAAAUGUUGGCUUAGUUGUGGGGGGGGGUAGCGCUGAGAGGCAGGCCGGGUUCGGGUUAGAGGGAUCCUGGCCUGGUUUAACACUGCGGUCCUUCUGAUAGCACACUCCUAGACAGUUGGGUUCUACUGAUGUUCUUAACCUUUGUGACGCCGGCUGCGUCGUGGAGAGAUUAAUGUAGAAGCAAAAUAAACUUCCUCCUUCAGAGAAAGAC
Messenger RNA from Stegastes partitus (bicolor damselfish), 3269 nucleotides. It is a transcript of the gene snx18a, whose product is annotated as sorting nexin 18a. The coding region runs from base 361 to 2145 and encodes 594 amino acids. Lineage: Eukaryota; Metazoa; Chordata; Actinopteri; Pomacentridae. The transcript has 2 exons. Gene Ontology annotation, cellular component: plasma membrane; cytoplasmic vesicle. Gene Ontology annotation, biological process: endocytosis; protein transport; endosomal transport. The record is from RefSeq and is a predicted model, not a curated record. Gene Ontology annotation, molecular function: protein binding; phosphatidylinositol binding.